GCGUCAGCCUUCCCGAGGAGCUCUGCGGUCUGCUCCGUCAAAAAGAAAAUUCAGUAUUUAAUUCCCGCAGGCCCUCCAUAAUCUUACCCCUAUUCGUCCCAGCAGAAACAAGCACUUCAUUGUUAAUUCACUUCUCUCUGAUUCUCUCUCUCUCUCGUGGGAUCCUAAUCCAAGCCCUACUCGAAUCAGAAACCCUAGAAUUAUAUUCAGAUACAAGGAGGGCCACCCCUUGGCGCUCAAUUUCCAGGCAGCUCCAUCAUACUGCAUUCGUUCCAAGAUGAUGCAGUGUAAAUUUUCUCACGGUGUGGUUUUUAGCGUGGGAAACAUUUCCAAAAUAAAGGAAACUUGUGCUGGUUUUUCUUCAUUAUCAUGGAAUUCUACGAACACAAUGCCAAUUCUGCAUUCAGAUGAUGUAGGAGUAGGAGUAGGACACAAACGAGGGGGCAGAGUGAUUGUUGCUGCAAGCCCGCCAACAGAGGAUGCUGUAAUUGCGACAGAGCCACUGACAAAAGAGGAUCUUGUUGGAUACCUUGCCUCUGGGUGCAAGCAGAAGGAAAAAUGGAGGAUAGGAACAGAGCAUGAGAAGUUGGGUUUUGAGUUGGGAACUUUGCGUCCUAUGAAAUAUGAACAAAUAGCAGAAUUGCUUAAUGGCAUUGCUGAGAGAUUUGACUGGGAUAAAAUAAUGGAGGGUGACAACAUUAUUGGGCUUAAACAGGGAAAGCAAAGCAUAUCACUGGAACCUGGUGGUCAGUUUGAGCUUAGUGGUGCACCACUAGAAACUCUGCAUCAAACUUGUGCAGAGGUUAAUUCACACCUUUAUCAGGUCAAAGCUGUUGCUGAGGAGAUGGGAAUUGGAUUCUUAGGGAUAGGUUUCCAGCCAAAAUGGGGACUCAAAGACAUACCUAUAAUGCCCAAGGGAAGAUAUGAGAUUAUGAGGAAUUACAUGCCCAAAGUUGGUUCACUUGGGCUUGACAUGAUGUUUAGGACAUGCACUGUUCAGGUGAAUUUGGACUUCAGUUCUGAAGCUGACAUGAUCAGGAAAUUCCGUGCUGGUCUUUCUUUGCAGCUUAUAGCAACAGCUCUAUUUGCAAAUUCACCUUUCACAGAAGGAAAGCCUAAUGGUUACCUGAGCAUGAGAAGCCAAAUUUGGACUGAUACUGAUAAGAAUCGCACUGGUAUGCUGCCUUUCGUUUUUGACAACUCGUUUGGGUUUGAGCAGUAUGUAGAUUAUGCUCUUGAUGUUCCAAUGUAUUUUGUCUAUCGGGAAAAGAAGUAUAUUGACUGCACUGGAAUGUCCUUCAGGGAUUUUUUGGCAGGAAAACUUCCAUCAAUUCCAGGAGAAUUCCCUACCUUUAAUGAUUGGGAGAAUCAUCUGACAACAAUAUUUCCUGAGGUCAGGCUGAAAAGGUACUUGGAGAUGAGGGGUGCUGAUGGAGGGCCUUGGAGGAGGUUAUGUGCUUUACCAGCAUUUUGGGUUGGUUUAUUGUAUGACGAAGUUUCACUGCAAAAUGUUCUAGACAUGACAGCUGACUGGACAUUGGAGGAAAGACAGAUGUUGAGGAACAAGGUUCCAAAGACUGGUCUAAAGACACCAUUUCGAGAUGGAUUGCUGAGGCAUGUUGCUGAAGAUGUUCUAUGGCUGGCCAAGGAUGGCUUGGAAAGAAGGGGCUUCAAGGAAUCUGGGUUCUUGAAUGAGGUGGCUGAGGUGGUUAGAACGGGAGUAACACCAGCGGAGAAGCUUUUGGAUAUGUACCAUUCAAAGUGGGAACAGAGUGUAGAUCCUGUGUUUGAGGAACUACUUUACUGACGUGAAUUGAGACUCUUCUGUGCACAACAAAGAGCGUUCUUUUGUUUGUGAACUUUAAUUUUUGGGGUGUAAUGCUUUUUAUUUUUUUGUUUUAGUUGCUUUCAAUUUAUGGUUAUAACAAUAUCAUUUCAUGGGAAUACGUCACGAAUAAGUUGUAAUGUAUAAUAUACUUGGCAUGGGGCUUUCCUUGCGACUCCUGUCCAAUAUAAUUUGAUCAAGCUGCGUUCAACU
Malania oleifera is the source of this 2038-nucleotide messenger RNA. RefSeq names its product glutamate--cysteine ligase, chloroplastic. The transcript has 16 exons. Gene Ontology annotation, molecular function: glutamate-cysteine ligase activity. Bases 278 to 1807 code for a protein of 509 amino acids. The record is from RefSeq and is a predicted model, not a curated record. Lineage: Eukaryota; Viridiplantae; Streptophyta; Magnoliopsida; Santalales; Ximeniaceae. Gene Ontology annotation, biological process: glutathione biosynthetic process; modified amino acid biosynthetic process.